This is a messenger RNA of Drosophila elegans, 907 nucleotides long. RefSeq lists its product as uncharacterized. The transcript has a single exon. Bases 3 to 662 code for a protein of 219 amino acids. Lineage: Eukaryota; Metazoa; Arthropoda; Insecta; Diptera; Drosophilidae. The record is from RefSeq and is a predicted model, not a curated record.
UGAUGUCCUCCACGCUGAACACGUCUAUAGUCUCCAUCUACGACAUGAUGGUGGAGCGUCAUAUUAGGCUGCGCCGUGAAUUAGAAGAGAAGGAAGCUGUCAAGGCUGCAAAUACAAUGACGCGCAGAAUCAAAGAAGACCGUUCAGUCGCUGAAGUCAAUAAGCCACCCAUCAAAUCCAAGUCCAUCAAGAUAUAUACGCGCGAAUGCGAGUCUCCUCGACCGGCAAACGCAAUCACAGCUGCCCAUCUGACCAAAAAGCCGACUUCCUUGCUGGUUCAGCCGCCGUCGGAGAAGGAAGUGAUCAAAAGACUAGUCGAGAAGAUUGCCAAGGGACGUGUCAGGACCCAGCCCGAAUUGAGUGACCGCAAGUCGAGCAAGACGAAGCUGGUACUCAGCAGUCGACGGAGGAAGAUGGCGGCCCAACAAACACUUUCCGGCAAACAGAAGCUGGCCAAACCGAACUCCUCUCGGAUCAAACGCAUGCCACUUUCUCCAAGGAAGGAAGAAUUUGUCCCGAACGUCGAGCCGCCGCGGACCAAAACACCAAAGAUGAAAGCGUCGAAGACUUCGGAGAAGAAGACCCGUCUACAAAUGCAAAGCUCCAAGCUAGAUACCUCCAGAAAGGCAACAGAAUCGCACACUAAUCGCUGGCGAGUCUAAAAACAAAAGAUCUUCGGCAACUAUGCAUAUGGAACGUAGUUCUGGUUCCAUUGCCAAUACUUAAAUUUCCGCUUAGUAAUCAAAAGAUUUAACACAGUGAUCUCUCAUGUGAUGGACCGCACUAAAUAUCACAUGAACGCGAUCAAAAUUGUACAUCUGUGGUUAUAUCUAAUGUAUACAGAUGAAUAAAAUAACAUUAAUGCAAACUAAAUUUAAAAUAAAUAUAAAGAUAAUGGCUCCAGAGU